AUGGCUGCCCCAAGACCCGGGGGAAGCCCACCAUCUUCCUCCUCCUACUCCCACUCCCCGUCUUCUAUCCCAGGCCCAGCUGGAGCUCUGCCGAAUGUGACAAGGGCCAGAACUACCGCCUCAGCGCCCUCCAUUCCCACGCCCCAACAGCUCCGGAGGACGAGCAGCGGCGCAUCCACGAAGCACAUCAGGAGAGUCAACACUCAGGACAGGAUAGGUGAUAUACUCGAGCUGGGCCGUGAACGCGCCGAGACUAUGUCGCCGGCCAGAAGCCCGCCAGCCUUCUUUCGCCGGGGCGGGAGCACCCCGACGAACACCGCAACCUUUGGCGAGCACGACGAGGUCCAGCAGGAGGAGCCGGACGAGACCACGGGCAUCAUCACUCGCGCGCCCAACACCAGCGCCGCCUCGGGCAUGAACUACCAGAGCACGGUCGAAUCCGCAGGGACGAGGGCGAGGAAGGCCGCGGCGUCGAGGAACGGAGACGCGCCCGCGGACGAGCCGCAGAGGCCGGAUGACGCCCGGGACGCCAGCAAGGGCGGCGGUGCUGCCAGGGCUCCGCUGCCUGGGGCCGGGAACGGCGCGCAGAACGGCCGCGGGCAGGAGAACGGCAACGGGGCCGCGGGGGACAAGGAGGAGCAGGCGUGGUGGAGGGCGACACUGGCCAACUUCGGGUCGAUAGAGCUGGAGAACAAGGGCUCCGUCGCGAGGGACCACCUGGCGCUAGAACGGACAUUCCUCGCAUGGCUACGGACGUCACUCUCCUUCGCCUCCAUCGGCGUCGCCAUCACCCAGCUCUUCCGGCUCAACACCUCCAUCUCGGACAGCCCAUCUGACAGCACGAGCCAGCACACGUUGCGCCACCUGGGCAAGCCCCUUGGCGCUGUGUUCCUCGGCAUCAGCAUACUAAUACUUUUCCUCGGCUAUCACAGGUACUUCCAGUCGCAGAAGUACAUAAUACUGGGCAAGUUCCCAGCGAGUCGCGGGACGGUCAUCCUGGUGUCACUGGUGGCGCUGGUAUUGAUGGUGAUAUCCUUGAUUGUCGUCGUUGUCGUGCAGCCGAGCGCUCGUCCAGGCUGA
Molecule: messenger RNA, 1080 nt
Organism: Diaporthe amygdali
Lineage: Eukaryota; Fungi; Ascomycota; Sordariomycetes; Diaporthales; Diaporthaceae
Exons: 3
Coding region: 1-1080 (359 amino acids)
Source: RefSeq, a predicted model, not a curated record